Molecule: messenger RNA, 2595 nt
Organism: Eublepharis macularius
Lineage: Eukaryota; Metazoa; Chordata; Lepidosauria; Squamata; Eublepharidae
Gene: PDE1C
Product: phosphodiesterase 1C
Exons: 20
Coding region: 45-2243 (732 amino acids)
Biological process (GO): signal transduction
Molecular function (GO): 3',5'-cyclic-nucleotide phosphodiesterase activity
Source: RefSeq, a predicted model, not a curated record
CAGCUUGAGCCGCUGCUGCUAGAAUCCUUAUCGGCAGGAUCACCAUGACGGAGCCGAGCAACAGAAAAGAAGGAUUUAAAAAAUGCCGGAGUGCCACUUUCAGCAUCGAUGGCUAUAGCUUCACAAUUGUUGCCAAUGAGACGGGAGACAAAAAUGCUCGGCCGCUUUCACGAUUUGCUCGGUCUAAAUCUCAGAAUUGCCUGUGGAACACCAUUAUUGGUGGGCUCACAGGAAAUCUUAAGGAAAAGCAGAAACCAACCAUCAUCUAUGACCCAAGGCCUCCUGAAGAAAUCUUGGCGGAUGAACUACCACCCGUGGAGAGUCCGGAUGCACUAGUGAAAACAUCAUUCAGGUUGCGAUCUUUGGUCAAGCAGUUAGAGAGAGGAGAGGCUUCUGUUGUUGACUUGAAAAAGAACUUGGAAUAUGCAGCUACCGUACUUGAAUCUGUGUACAUUGAUGAAACCAGGCGUCUGUUGGAUACAGAAGAUGAGCUCAGUGAUAUCCAAUCCGAUUCUGUGCCCUCGGAGGUACGGGACUGGCUGGCUUCCACCUUCACAAGGCAGAUGGGGAUGAUGCUCAGAAGGACUGAGGAGAAGCCAAGGUUCAGAAGCAUCGUCCAUGCGGUUCAAGCUGGGAUAUUUGUGGAGAGGAUGUACAGGAGAACAUCCAAUAUGGUUGGACUUAGCUACCCACCAGCAGUGAUUGGGGUGCUAAAGAACGUAGACAAGUGGUCAUUUGAUGUAUUUGCACUGAAUGAUGCUAGUGGGGACCAUGCACUAAAAUUCAUUUUCUAUGAAUUGCUCACACGCUAUGAUUUGAUCAGCCGCUUCAAGAUUCCAAUUUCUGCUCUUGUCUCCUUUGUGGAAGCUCUGGAAGUUGGCUACAGUAAACAUAAAAAUCCAUAUCAUAACCUAAUGCAUGCGGCAGAUGUCACACAGACGGUUCAUUACCUCCUUUUUAAGACGGGUGUAGCGCACUGGUUGACCGAGCUGGAGAUCUUUGCUAUGAUCUUUGCAGCUGCCAUUCAUGACUACGAGCACACUGGAACUACCAACAACUUUCAUAUUCAGACACGGUCAGAUACAGCCAUUCUUUAUAACGACCGGUCUGUGCUGGAAAAUCAUCACCUUAGUGCAGCUUUUCGCCUUUUGCAAGAUGAUGAAGAGAUGAACAUUUUGUCUAACCUCUCCAAGGAUGAUUGGAGGGAAUUCAGAACUCUGGUGAUUGAGAUGGUGCUGGCUACAGAUAUGUCCUGUCACUUCCAGCAAAUCAAAGCCAUGAAGAAUGCAUUGCAGCAGCCAGAAGGAAUUGACAAACCGAAAGCCUUAUCACUGAUGUUGCACACUGCAGAUAUCAGUCAUCCCGCCAAGGCAUGGGAUCUCCAUCAUCGCUGGACCAUGUCAUUGCUAGAGGAGUUCUUCAGACAGGGAGACAAAGAAGCAGAACUAGGGCUUCCUUUUUCCCCUUUGUGCGAUCGCAAAUCCACUAUGGUUCCUCAGUCCCAAGUAGGCUUUAUUGAUUUCAUUGUGGAGCCCACUUUCACUGUGCUGACUGACAUGACAGAGAAGAUUGUAACACCUCUCAUUGAGGAAGCCUCCCGCUCUGGCAUGACAGGGUUUAGGCGUUCCAGUCUGAACAGCAUUAGCCCCUCAGAAGUUAAAAGAUCAAGUGUCAAGAGCACUGGGUCAGAAGGAAGUGCCUCAAUCAACUGUUCCAUACUCACUGUGGACUUCAAAUGUUUUAAAAGCACCUGGACUGAAGUGGUGCAACAAAACCGAGAGAAAUGGAAAGCACAAGCAACCAAAGAAGAAAAAGCCAAGAAGGAAGCAGAGGAGAAUUCUCAACAGGGUGCAGAUGAAAAGAGAACAGAUGAAAAUGAAGGGAAAAAGCCAACUGAGGAAACGGCUGCCACCAAAUCUGAAAACAGUAAAGAAGGAAAUUCAGGGGAGACUAAGAGCACAGAAGCCAGCAAGAGCAAUGUAAAUGGGACUCGUCAAACUGGUGUUAACAAACAUGACGCUUCUCAAGGGAAAAAUGCAGCUCGGGUGGACAAGGAAACAGAUGCUAACUCGACAGCAAGAGAGCAGAAACGGCAUGUACAGAACGGUGAAUUAAAAGAUGAUAAGAAGUCAGACCAGAAAGAUCAGGGGAAAGAGUUAAAGAAAUCAGAGGGUUCAAAGCAACGUACGAAUGAUGCACCAAUACCAGAUUCCACAAAUCGGCUUACUUUGCCAGAAGACUGAGAGCUUCUUCAGAAGAGCAUUACCACAUCAACAUGCCAACCCAGUUGUUUGGAGGGCAUUUUUAAGAAAAGCAUGCGCUUCCUGCAAAAAAUGUUCAGAUUAUCUGAACUCAAAAACCAGCAACAGUGAAUAUCUACCAUAAGAAAUCAGGGGCAACAAUUUGAAAAACAGAUUUUCCUUCCAAAACAAAUUAUUUCAGUUUUUCUUUUCUCACUUUUUCUCCCCCCCACCCCCGCUUUUUUAAAAAAUACUAUGUUCCCUGGCAUAACUCAGAAUUUAGUUCUGUUCACUAUGCUAACUUCUUACUGUCUCUUCAAAAAUUACAUGCAGAGACUGUCUGAAUGGAAUUUUU